This is a messenger RNA of Fonticula alba, 180 nucleotides long. RefSeq lists its product as hypothetical. The record is from RefSeq and is a predicted model, not a curated record. The transcript has 2 exons. Bases 1 to 180 code for a protein of 59 amino acids. NCBI's taxonomy places the organism in Eukaryota, Rotosphaerida, Fonticulaceae.
AUGUUCCGGCGCGGGUGUCGCCCCUCGGGCUCCGGGCCGGAUGACUGCGUAUUGGAUGCCCCCGGCGGUCUGCCGUCUGUGGCCCGGCCCACCGCCGGGGGGGGUCCGGCCGGCGGGUGGCUGGCCGGAGCCGCGGUGCGCGCCCCAGGCACCCAGGCUCCCCUGGAGCCAGGAGACUAG